AUGACUCCGCCAUGGAAGGAUGCACCUCCUCCGCCUGGACCACCAAUCAUUCAACCAAUGCGCACUCUGCAAGAGAACUUAAUGCUGCAACAAGCCCUGAUGCAGACUCGGCAAGCGCAGGCUGUGUCGCAGUCAUUUCCUGUUGAUGGUAGCCGCAACGUGCAUUCCACUCUGAGUCGCAGCCCGUCACGACAUCUUACACGGCCCAAAAUCACUGCUCGACAAUAUAACGCAAUGAACCAAGUUUCGCAGUACCAGCACAUGAUGCGCGGAGCCAUGCGACUCGAGCAGAUCAACAAAUUAAACAAAUCACUGGGUUUUCCCGAGAUAGAUCCUCAUGCUUACUUCUUGCUUGGAACAGGUCCCCCACAACACCCGAGCGUCGCUGCCCAACAGCACCAACAACAACUCCAGCAGCAGAACUACGCCCAGCGCAAUGGUCUCCUCGAACACCAACUUGCUCAGCGAAGAGCCAAGAAGCCGACCGAUCGAAAUAUGCCUGAUGGGAUCGAGGAUGUGGUAAUUGGCGAGGGUGUUCAACAGUACAAGGAGCUAAGAGAGAUGGAGAAGAAGCUCGACUAUGCUAUCAUGCGUAAGAGGCUGGAUAUUCAGGACACCGUCAAUCGCAACGUCAAGCGACAGAAGACCAUGCGGAUUUGGAUAUCGAAUACGGUAGACAGCCAGCCAUGGCAGAGACCGGCGUUAGAUGCAGAUUCAUUCGACUUCGAAUCUGGUGCAGAUGCUACAUAUCGAGUCACUAUACAAGGCAAAAUCAUCGAUGAUCAAGACCUUAAUGAUUCAGAAUCAGAUGCGGAGGAAGAUGCUGAGGAGCAACCCACUACCAAACAAUCACGACCAAAGCCGCAGCCAAAGAAGUUCUCGCAUUACUUCAAGGCUGUUUCAGUAGAUUUCGACAGAGCGCGGAACAUGGGCAAUCCAAACAUCGAUCCCUCGAUGCAGAUUGAAUGGAAGAAGACUCCGCAGACUGGCGAAUUUGACAGCUUCGAAUUCAAUCGAAAAGGCGACGAGAACAUGAAUGUCACAAUCAAUAUGACCAGAGACGAGCCAGUAGAGCGCUUCCGGCUGUCCAAGGCUCUGUCCGAUGUCCUGGAUAUCGAAGAGGCAGACCGCGCCGAGGUCGUUAUGGGAGUCUGGGAGUAUGUGAAAGCCAUGGGUCUGCAGGAAGAUGAAGAACGUCGCCAUGUCCGGUGCGACGAGAAACUUCGAGCUGUCUUCAACACCGAAGCAAUCCUCUUUCCGCAAGUCGCCGAACGCAUCAUGCCCCAUCUCCACCCCCUCCCACCAGUCCGCCUGAACUACACCAUUCGCGUUGACCAAGAAUUCCACUCCACGGAAACCCCAGUCCCCACAGUCUACGACAUCAAAAUCGUCACCGAUGAUCCUCUCCGAGCCAAGAUCCUAGCCAUCACCUCCUCAACCCAAACAGCACAGAACCUCCGCCAAAUAGCGUCGUUUGACGAUCAGCUGGCUGUCAUCAUCCAGGGUAUUCAACACCACAAGGCAAAGCAUACCUUCUACCGGAACUUCAAUCGGGAUCCGAUUGGGUUCUUAAGGAAGUGGUAUUCGAGCCAGCAGCGCGAUCUCAGCGUCAUCCUAGGCGAGAUCGAGCGUGGCGACGUUGCGGGCUUGGAGUUUGCGAGAGGUGGCAAGGAGGGCGUCUGGGGGAGUGAGAUUGUGGAGGAGGCGGUGCGGUAUCGGCUGGCGAGGGGGGAGUUGGCGAGGUAG
Molecule: messenger RNA, 1746 nt
Organism: Cyphellophora attinorum
Lineage: Eukaryota; Fungi; Ascomycota; Eurotiomycetes; Chaetothyriales; Cyphellophoraceae
Product: SWI/SNF and RSC complexes subunit ssr3
Exons: 2
Coding region: 1-1746 (581 amino acids)
Biological process (GO): regulation of transcription by RNA polymerase II
Cellular component (GO): nucleus; SWI/SNF complex
Source: RefSeq, a predicted model, not a curated record